Anisakis simplex (herring worm) is the source of this 834-nucleotide messenger RNA. The record is from the annotation of a GenBank genome assembly. Lineage: Eukaryota; Metazoa; Nematoda; Chromadorea; Rhabditida; Anisakidae.
GUAAUCGAUAAAUUCGAGCUGUUUGCAUUUGGAUUAAUAGCAAUCGGUAUCGCACCUGGCCAAGAGACGUUCGUAGCAAUCUACUCGAAAAAUCGCCCAGAAUGGACAAUAAGCGAGUUGGGCGUCUACACAAUCAGAAGCGUGGUUGUUUCGUUGUACGAUACACUCGGAACGGCCGCUCGUUCUUUCAUCAUCAACCAGGCUUCUGUUGAAGUUGUGAUUUGUGAUGCUGAAGAGAAAGCGUCUGCAUUGGUUAAGUGCAAAUCAGAAUGUCCCACGUUAAAGUACAUCAUUAUGAUGGACGCAUGCUCGAAACAAUUCAAAGACACGGCAAAACAGGCCGGAGUGGCAGUUUACGGAUUUGAUGAAAUCGAACAAUUAGGUGCAAAACUCGAUCCUAAGCCAUCUCUGGAGAUGGUUUGGAAUGUUUUUGAACAGCUUAACAAGAUUUCAAGAAACAAGCAAGUGAUUUCAAUUCAGAGACCAAAAAUGGAUGACCUUUGUACGCUAUGCUACACAUCAGGUACAACAGGAACGCCGAAAGGUGUGAUGUUAACGCAUGGCAAUGUGAUUGCAACAACAACUGUUUUUCAAUACCUCAAAAAUGUGAAACUAACCAAUGAGGAUGUACUGAUCAGUUAUCUACCUCUAGCACAUAUGUACGAAAGAAUCGUAGAAAACGCUGCGUUCCAAUGCGGAGCUCGUGUUGGUUUCUCAAGAGGUGAUAUCAAGUUGCUUAGCGAAGAUAUUGUUGAGUUGAAGCCAACAAUGAUGCCAUUGGUGCCGAGAAUACUCACUCGGAUAUUCGAUAAGGUGACCUCAACUAGUAAUUAG